AAGCUCAAACGGCUGUUUCCUGAUGAGUUGGAGCGUUUCACCAGCAUGAGAAUGAAAAAGGACAAGGAAAAGCCUGGCCAGAUGACAGGCCAGCAACAUUCCUCUGCUGCCAGCUACGAGAUCAGUGCUCAGAGUGCCAUGCUGAACGAUCACUCUGAUGAUUAUGUGCUGGAACUCUUUGAGCAGAUGCUGGUGGAUAUGAACCUGAAUGAGGAAAAGCAGCAGCCCCUGAGGCAAAAGGACAUGUUGAUAAAACGAGAGAUGGUGUCACAAUACCUCCACACCUCUAAAGCUGGCCAAAGCCAGAAGGAAAGCUCCAAGUCGGCCAUGGUAUACAUCCAGGAGUUGAAGGCAGAUUACAGGGACACACAGCUGCUGGCCUGUCUGGAAUCCCUACGAGUCUCGCUCAGUAACAACCCUGUCAGCUGGGUGCAGAACUUUGGUGACGAGGGACUCGCUCUACUUUUGAAUUUGCUACGAAGACUACAAGAGGAGAAAGACGAGUUUCCACAAAUCGGUGUUAAAUGCCAACAUGAGAUAAUUCGCUGCCUGAAAGCCUUCAUGAACAACAAGUGUGGUUUAAAAUCCAUGUUGGAGUCAGAAGAGGGGAUUAUUCUGCUGGUCAGAGCCAUGAACCCAAAGCUUCCUCAAAUGAUGGUGGACGCUGUCAAACUGCUCUCUGCCAUCUCCAUUUUGGAACACACUGAAAACCUUCAUGAGCGUGUUUUGGAAGCUAUUACAGAGGAGGCUGAAAAAAGGGACAUUGAAAGGUUUCAGCCUCUCAUUGCCGGAAUGGACAAUCAAAACGUUGGUCUUAAGGCUGGCUGCAUGCAGCUGAUUAAUGCCUUGAUAAGCCGGUCAGAAGAACUGGACUUCAGAAUUCAUAUUCGCUCUGAACUGCUCAGAUUGGGCCUCAGAGAACAACUGAAGGAGGUGAAGGAAAUAGAAAAUGAAGAGCUGAAGGUGCAACUGACAGUGUUUGAAGAUCAGGCUGAAGAUGAUUCGGACGAACUCAAAAUGCGUCUUGACGACAUCCGCAUCGAAAUGGAAUAUCCUUCCAAAGUGUUUGACAUCUUGGUCAACACGGUUAAAGACUCCAAGGCCGAAACGCACUUCCUGUCCCUGAUGCAGCACCUGCUCCUGAUCCGCAGUGAUUAUUUGGCCAGGCCGCAGUACUACCAGUUAAUAGACGAGUGCAUCGCACAGAUCGUACUUCACAGGAAUGGAGCAGACCCUGACUUCAAAUGUCGCAAGCUCAGUUUUAACAUUGAACACCUGAUAGACCAUAUGGUUGACAAGACCAAAGUGGAGUCCAGUGAGGCGAAAGCUACUGAGUUGGAAAAGAAGCUGGAUGCCGAGUUGACGUCGCGCCACGAGUUGCAGGUGGAGCUGAAGAAACUGGAGGGGGAUUAUGAACAGAAGGUGCAGGACCUGAGCCGAGAAAAGGAACAGCUGGCCACGUCCAAGCAGGAGCAAGAAAAGGAAAACCAGGGACUGCAACAACAGCUUAGUGCCUUACAAAACCAGGUUGAGAAGCUGUCCAAGGAUCUGGAAGAUGCCAAAACUAAGGUUAUUACAGUUACGGUUCCUGUGCCUACACCUGGCUUACCCCCUCAACCACCUGGCCAGACUGCAGGCAUGCCUCCUCCACCUCCACCCCCUCCUUUACCAGGACAGGCCGCUUUACCUGUUGGCCUUGUCCCACCCCCUCCUCCAUUACCCGGUCAAGCUUGCGUAUUUCCUCCAGCUGGCAUGCCAGGACCUCCACCACCCCCACCCCUGCCUGGCAUGCCAGGUCCUCCACCACCACCGCCCCUGCCUGGCAUGCCAGGACCUCCACCACCUCCUCCACUUCCUGGCAUGUCAGGGCCACCACCGCCUCCACCCUUACCAGGUAUGGGACCUCCACCACCGCCACCUCCACCUGGGGGUCCAGGUGUUCCUCCUCCGCCACCAGGGUCAGGAAUGCCACCCCCUCCACCAUUCGGUAUGGGUGGCUGGGCGGCCCCUGCACCACCUCCUCUACCUUUUGGGCUCCAACCUAAGAAGGAGUACAAGCCUGAGGUCCAACUGAAGAGGGCAAACUGGAGUAAGAUUGGACCAGAAGACCUCUCUGAGAACAGUUUUUGGGUCAAGUCCAGUGAAGAGAAAUUUGAAAACAAUGAACUGUUUGCCAAACUCACCCUAACCUUUUCCUCACAGACCAAUUCCUUCAUCUCCUUCAUCUUCCUCUCACUGGUUCCCCAAGCGCUCAUCACUCCACCCAGCAGAUUAACUACA
Molecule: messenger RNA, 2280 nt
Organism: Menidia menidia (Atlantic silverside)
Lineage: Eukaryota; Metazoa; Chordata; Actinopteri; Atheriniformes; Atherinopsidae
Source: the annotation of a GenBank genome assembly